UGGCGGGUCAAUUGAAUUUCUAGCUCGAAUCCAUGGCCAAAUUUCGUCGCUAGGGCUAGGGUUUCGCUGCUCCUCCUCUUCGAAGGAUGACGAUCGCUGGAGCUCUUACGUCGGAUCUCGUGCAGAUUCCCUUUGCGUAUUCUUCGAUUGGCCGCCGCCAGCUGCGAUGCCCUAAAUAUUUCGUAUCUCCGGUGAUGAGGGAUGAUUCGAAGAUAGCAGCAUCAAAGAAGGAGAAAGAAGGGAUCUCGGAGCGAUCUGAUCUCCGAUCUGAGCCAGCUCGGAUCGGAUACCCGCGCAAGACCUCCGAUCUCCGAUUUGAUCGAUUGCAGCUCUCUGAUGAUGAGGUCGAUUGCGAGUACAAGAGGGCUUUCGGUCGUUAUAUCGCUAGAGAAGCGAUACUGGACGAAGAAUUUUGGACUGCGGCCUGGCUGAGGGCGGAGAGUCAUUGGGAGGACAAACAGGGUUCUCGCCAUGUGGAUACUUUCAAGCGGCAGUUUGCGGAGCAGGAGUUUAGUGCAAUAAAGAGACGUUGCACGCAACAACUUGCUGAGAAGUCCACUUGCAUCAUUGUGGUUAAGAAGGACGAACCUAAUAUGAAGCGCACAGUUCUGAGCAGCAUAGUUGGGACUCUGGACAUAAACAUUAGGCAUCUUCUAUGUGGAGAGACAUUCCCAGGGGAGCGUACUAAGGUGCCAGUACCCUGCACCAUGUUCGGAAGAAAGGAUCAACCUAUUUACGGGUAUGUUGCCAACUUAUCUGUUGUCAAGUAUGCACGUCGCAAGGGUAUCGCCAGUAACAUGCUUCUGCUAGCUGUCGAUGCUGCCAAAUCCCAUGGAGUCAAUGAGGUAUUUGUUCAUGUACAUACGAAUAACAUGGCUGCCCAGAAACUAUACGAGAAGUUAGGAUUCAAGAUGGUUGAAAAGGCUAUGCCCCAGUCUCUGGAAGAAGACAAGUUUCUCAUGUGCUUGAAGACUGCUUAGGUUGCUAUCUCUUCCAACACUAACUCAACAAGUUUGUACAGAAGAUUGGAUCACUCUCUAUACAGGAUUUCUUCUCAUAGAUCACGAUCAACACAGGAACUUCUCUGAUGCAUUCACCCAAUUUGGUGCGAUAAAACAUAGAACCGAAGUAGGAUUUAGAAAAACCCUAUUAUGAUUUUCAAUUGUACAGUGAGCUCAUUUGUUAUAAUUCGUAGCUACAGGUGCAAUGAAUAAAAUUUCCUCCAUUUUUCUGGA
Molecule: messenger RNA, 1235 nt
Organism: Asparagus officinalis (garden asparagus)
Lineage: Eukaryota; Viridiplantae; Streptophyta; Magnoliopsida; Asparagales; Asparagaceae
Exons: 9
Coding region: 87-980 (297 amino acids)
Molecular function (GO): acyltransferase activity, transferring groups other than amino-acyl groups
Source: RefSeq, a predicted model, not a curated record